AUGUCUUCAUUUGCUCCUAAAGCCGGAGAUUCCACAGCAAGUGCAGAGUGUGCAAAGAUUAUUUCAUUUCCAGUUGAAGAAGGUUCUAUACUUUUUAAUCUUAACUCUUUUUCUGUAGAUGUGAAAGUCCAAUACAAGUCUGACGCCAAACCAGAUGAGGUUCUUUGUUUCAAAUACUACAAUGCAACUGAAGUUAUCAUGGGAAAACAAAUGAAAGACUGGCUUCGAUUUUCUGCCUGUUACUGGCAUACUUUCAGGGGAACUGGAGCUGACCCAUUUGGAUUUCCAACCCUUGUAAGACCAUGGGAUGAUGGAAGUAACAGCGUUGAAAAUGCAAAACGAAGACUAAAAGUUGCCUUCGAUUUCUUUGAUAAGCUUGGAAUAAAGUACUGGACAUUCCAUGACCGUGACAUUGCACCAGAAGGCGAAACAUUGGAGGAAACGAAUAAAUAUCUGGAUGAGGUUGCAGAUUACGCAAUCGAACUGAUGAAGGAGAAAGAUGUUAAAUUGCUGUGGAACACUUGCAACCUGUUUGCACAUCCAAGAUACAUGAAUGGAGCAUCAACCAAUCCUGAUGUUCAUGUGUUAGCAUAUGCAGCAGCACAAGUCAAAAAAUCUUUGGAGAUCGGAAAGAAAAUGGGGGCUGAAAAUUUUGUUUUCUGGGGUGGUCGUGAAGGGUAUCAUUCCCUUCUUAAUACCAAUGUACGAUCGGAACUGGAUCAAAUGGCGAACUUUUUUAAGAUGGUUGUAGCCUACAAGAAGAAGAUUGGUUUCACAGGUCAGCUGCUCAUUGAACCGAAACCUAAAGAACCAUCUAAGCAUCAGUAUGACUAUGAUGCUAUGACAGUGAUUGCCUUUCUGAAGACAUAUGGACUUGACAAGGAUUUCAAGCUGAACAUUGAGCCCAAUCACACCACAUUGGCAGGUCAUUGCUAUGAGCAUGAUAUAGUGAUGGCUUCAGCUUAUGGAAUGCUUGGAUCUGUGGAUUCCAAUACAGGGUCGCCAGAUUUGGGAUGGGAUACUGACCAGUUUCCAAUGGAUGUGAAGAGUGCUGCAAUGGUUAUGAAGACUAUAAUUGAGCAAGGAGGUCUUGCACCAGGGGGACUCAACUUCGAUUGCAAAGUUCGUCGAGAAUCCACCGAUUUAGAAGACAUGCUGAUUUCUCACAUUGGUGCAAUGGAUACUUUUGCUCGAGGGUUGAGAGUUGCUGCGAAGAUCAUUGAAGAAGGAAUCAUGGAUAAAGCAGUAAAGGAGAGAUAUGCAACCUUCUCAUCUGGCCUCGGGGCAAAAGUCAAGAGUGGGGCAGCAACACUGGAAGAAUGUGCAGAAUAUAUCGAGAAAAAUGGCAACCCUCGAUUGAUAUCAGGAAAGCAAGAAAAAAUGGAGUCAAUCCUCAAUCGCUACCUCUGAUAUUUUGUAUUACCUAAUUUUCAUUUUCGAUUAUUUCUGACGAAAUUGACAAAUAAUCUAAUUUCUAUGACUGAUCAUGACCAUGGCUAGACAGGCUAAAGCUAACAGCUAAGGAUUAGGGACGUGGAUCACUUUUGAAUCUGAUAGGGGAAUAAUCAUGUGAGAAUGUAUUGCAGGCCUAAUGAUCUUUGAGAAAAGUUAUAUGCAAUCACUGGAAUGCCGAGAGAUACUUAAACUACAUGAAAUUAUUGUAGGACAUAACGACUAGAUUUGUAGAAGUUUAAGUCAUUUCUUCCCCUAUAAUAUAUAUUUUAUCCUGAACUUCGCCCAGGAAGAAUGUCAAAGACAAUCAAUCUCUUCUGGACUCGAACUUGCCCUUCCACAGUGUGUAGUGAAAGUAUUGAUGUCAAUUUUAAUUUUUGACUAGUUUUGAAGCCACAUGAAUGCAGUUAUUAGUAACCACUGUUUUAAAUUGUGCAAUUUUACACAUUUGGGCCAAUCCAAGUUCUUGUCUUAAAUUUGUGCAAUUUUUUUAAUAUAAUGAUGGAAUUACCCAAUAGUACCAACUACCAAAUCCCAAAAAAAUGUAAGAGAAGUGUAUUUAAAACAAUUUUACAGCCCAACACUGAAUAAUGAUGGCAAGGUAAAAACCAGACAUUAAAUGUGUUUAAAUUUUGAGCUGUCAAAUUGGCAGUUUUAUUAACAAAACAAUAGUAUUUACGUCGUUUGUAAUUUUGACUUGGAACUCCAAGCAGAUUUUCUUUAAGAAUGUUCUUUUCCUGUACUAAAUUAGGCUGUUUUUCUGGGCAUAUUUUGUCAUGAUAUAAUAAUUUGUAAUCAUUGUGCAAUAAAUCAUUUAUGGAAAGAUGUU
Messenger RNA from Styela clava, 2281 nucleotides. Lineage: Eukaryota; Metazoa; Chordata; Ascidiacea; Stolidobranchia; Styelidae. The record is from RefSeq and is a predicted model, not a curated record.